UUAAACAAGAACAUCCCAAAAAUUGUCCAUGUUCUGUGUUAUUGCAUAAGGCCAUAAUUAUGACAGAAAAUAAAGGCUUUGGUGGUUUUUUCGGGUCCAGUGAUCCAGAUCUAAAUAUUCCAGUGAAAGGGACAGCAGCUCUCUCACCUUACAUGAACUUAGAUCCAAGAAUAGUUCAAGAUAAUGAAAAUUACAUUUUAUCUGAGGGAGCUGGAGGUCAUCAGAGAGGCAAGUUUGAAAAAGCAUUCUCUCAGAUAGGUGGAUGUGUAUUUAUAGGUGGGGCACUGGGAGGAGCUAAUGGUGUUAUCUCAGGCAUCAAAACAUCAAAGGGGUACCAAGCCUCUGUUAAAAGAACACACAUGUUAAACGUUAUUAGCAAACAAGGAGCAUCAUCAGCCCAGGCAUUUGGAACUGUUGCGUUUAUGUACAGUGCAAUAGACACAAGUUUAUCAUUAUUGGGAAGUCAUGAUGAAGACUUGAAUACAGUGAUAUCUGGAACAACAACAGGACUUUUAUAUAAAUGUACAGGGGGAUUAAAAGGACUCCGUAAAGGUGGUGCUGUAGGACUUGGACUAUCAUUAUUAUACUGUUUGUCAACUAGUCCGCGGAUAUGGGCAUCCUAUUGAAAACAUUUACAAGUGUUAAGUUCAGGAACAAUGUUUUUACAAAUGAAAGGACUCAUUCUAGAGCAAGCUAUCAAUCAUUCAAUGUACUGGACACCAUUGUUUGGACACCGUUUCGUACAUCAGAAGCUAUAAGUCAAGAGAGUUGCUGUCAUCAAUAUAAUAUAUAGGACCUAAUCUAUGGGGAAAAAAUGACCUAGAUAUUAUUUUGGAAGUGUAAUAUUGCCCAAUGGGUUAAAUGGUGUCUCUUCAUCAUUGUAAAUCAUUUUAGACUGAUGAUCAUGAUGAUGUAGCAAAGUUGUAUUAUUUCUGAUAAAUGCUGAUAAAUUUUAUUGUUUAAUUAUUUUAGAACUUUGAUUUAAGAUUCUAAUAAAAACUGUUAUAGGUAGAACAUUGAUUUUUAAUCUUUCAUAUUGAAGAAAUUCGCUUUGCUUUUGAGUCAUUUAAUGUUAACACAUUUAAGAGUGAACAUGGAGAAUAAAAUGAAUAUGCUGAAUGCUAUUACAUGAAUGGAAGAUGAAUGUUGUUUUAGCAAUAAAAUAAAAUAUGU
Molecule: messenger RNA, 1173 nt
Organism: Ruditapes philippinarum (Manila clam)
Lineage: Eukaryota; Metazoa; Mollusca; Bivalvia; Venerida; Veneridae
Product: mitochondrial import inner membrane translocase subunit Tim23-like
Exons: 7
Coding region: 60-626 (188 amino acids)
Biological process (GO): protein import into mitochondrial matrix
Cellular component (GO): TIM23 mitochondrial import inner membrane translocase complex; mitochondrial inner membrane
Molecular function (GO): transmembrane protein transporter activity
Source: RefSeq, a predicted model, not a curated record